AUGCCUCCGACAGCAGACUGUCCCCCGACAUCGCAGCCGGUUCAUUCAGAUGCCGACUUUGAUCACCCAACACACCCCUUUGCCUAUGUGAUCAACAUCCCUUUGAUCGAAAUGACCCCGGAGAACGGAUCUACAGAGAUCUGGCUCGGAACACACAUCGACUCGGGCCUACAUAUCCAGGAAGGAAUGCACGGUGACCGAGCAAGCGGACGCAUCAAGCUCGACGAGCUAGAAAAGCGCCGAGCGGUCCGGCCCCCGUGUCAACCGGUCGUCCCAAAGGGCGCCAUAGUACUUCGGGAUCUUCGACUCUGGCAUGCUGGGGUCGGUAAUCAGACUGAUCAAGUCCGCGUGAUGCUGGCAAUGAUCAACGGCCUUGAAGGUGAACAUUUCCAAACGUUGACGAAGCAUGCAACAAAGCACUCCAACGGAGCUAAUGGUCAGCAUGGAGAUUGCUGUUAG
Aspergillus fumigatus Af293 is the source of this 459-nucleotide messenger RNA. RefSeq lists its product as uncharacterized. The record is from RefSeq and is a predicted model, not a curated record. Lineage: Eukaryota; Fungi; Ascomycota; Eurotiomycetes; Eurotiales; Aspergillaceae.